Molecule: messenger RNA, 4901 nt
Organism: Podarcis lilfordi (Lilford's wall lizard)
Lineage: Eukaryota; Metazoa; Chordata; Lepidosauria; Squamata; Lacertidae
Source: the annotation of a GenBank genome assembly
CAGCGGAGAAGGCGGCGCCGGGCCUGGCGGAGGCCUUCCUCGGGGCCUGGCGGCGCGGCGGAGGCUUCCGGAGGCCGAGAGGGAGGCGGGCCGGCUUCGAUGGACGCGGCGGGGACGCGGGCGGCGCGGGAGAGCCCGGCCUGGGGCAGCUGCCGGCCGGGAGGGCGCCUGGACAUGAGCCACGGCUUCGUGCGGCACAUCCGGCGCAACCAGAUCGCCAGGUACCGGCGCGGGAGCUCCUGGGCCGAGUGGGGAGCCGAGCCGAGGCCCGCCCCACUUCCAGGGGGGCUUUGCUGCUGCUCCCGCCGGCCGGCCGGCCGCCCUCCCUUCUUUGGGGGCCAAGGAACGGCAGCAGCAGCAGCAGGAAAGCGAUGGCUCGGAGACCUCGCUUGGGAGGCCCGUCUUGUUUGAAUGCUCAGCCCAACCCCGUAAAGUAGGCCAUUGUGGCUGGGAGGAGUUGUUUGGGUGAGUUCAUGGCAAAGAAGGAGAUUCGGGUUCAGUCUCCGGGUCUUACUCGCAGGUAUGUGGGGUACGAUGAGGACCACACCUUUCUUCGGAUGUGCUGCAUCUCCCUUCUUUUUAUUGUUAACUAUUGCAAUGUGCGAGAAAUAACACCAGCUUGAAUAAUUCCAUUUUUGGUGAUCAUUGCGUUUUCCAGGUGGUAUUUCAGUAACUUAUGCCAGCCCUGUUAGGUUAGGUCAGUAUUUUCUCAAAAUCAAAGUGAGAUAUUAUGUUGAUUUCUCUAGGUAUGUAUGGAAUAUAAGUCAUUGGUCUUCUUUUGCAGUUUUUGCUGUUGCUAAAACAAUGGAACUGUCUGCAUACAAAAAGCACGACUGAAAUCCAGUCCAAUACUAUCACCGCAAUCCUACUUAGAAAUCUUACUUAGAAAUCCGAGGGAAUAAGGCAGCAAGCCUGCUCCCACUUACCUGGGAGUAAACCCCAUUGAAUUGCGUAGUACUUGCUUCUGAGUAGACAUGGUAAGGAUUGUGUUGCAAGUCCUGUGGAAUGCAGUGGGCUUUACUACUAACAUGCAGAGAAUUAAACAGCUAUUAAAUAGUAAAAACAAAAAUGUAGGUUUCAUUUCUGAAAACAUUUAUCUGAGACUCUGAGUAAGUUUAUUGAAAUCACUUGGAUUGGUCUCUGAACAUGUGUCCUAUAGGGUUCUUUUGGGUGUUUAUAGCCAGUGGAGGGAAAGAUGGUGCUCAUCUUGCAAAACCUUAAAUAAUCAAUUAUUGUAAUAAUAAAAUGUAUCAAUUGACAAGCUAAUUCCUUUUAUAACUGUUUGCAGGAUUGCGCUCAAAGGGAACAAAGUUUUGGCCAAACUUGGGUUGGGUAUAAAUGAAGCUGACAUUUUUAGCAAUAAAAAUAUUAAAUGAAAUUGUUUUAAAGGAUUUAUUGGUGAGGAGACAGGACUAUUUGACAGGUCUGGAGUACCACAUGAGAUUUCUUCCCAGCAAUUGUGCAUUUCUUCAACCCUCGAAAGUGUCCUAUGAAAAGACUGUGUUGUCUUCCCACUUGCUCUCCAGGGACGACUAUGAUAAGGAGAUGAAGGAAGCUAAGGAAAAGGUAAAGAAGAGGCAUACACCAGCCCCAGCCAGGCCCAAGAAACCAGAUCAGCAGGUCUAUCACCCCUGCCGGAGAAGUGAGUUAACUAUCAAAUAUCCAUCUUCCCAUGUUUCUGUUGUUGUAACAAUUACUCUGGCAAAGGGAGAUGUCAGGACUCCAUACUCCGUGCUUCAAAGAACACGGCCCUUUGAAGGUUCUGCUGAAGCUUUUAUUGGCAUAGAUAGGAUGGGGCCAAGAUGUGAAUACCUUUUCCUGGGACCACAUUUUAUAUGUGCCUCCCUUGCCAUUUCCUCUUUUCUUUUCAGGUAGAGCUGAAACCAUAUCUGGCCUGGAGUAUGAGGGAUCCAGUGAAAGCAGCUCCAGUACAGAACCAGACCAGCUCUCUUCUGGACCAGCUCUCUUCUGCCUGGAAUACGAGGCUGACAGUGGAAAGAUCACUUCCAUUGUUGUACACCAGGUAUGUGACUGGGUGACAUGCUGGGGCAAACUUGGGUUUCCUUUUGCAUUGCUAUCAUGUCUGCUGCCUGGCCUCUUCCUCCAGAUCCAUAGUCCUUUGUUCUUUAUCUUAAUAAUUUCAUUGCAUGUUUACUGCUAAAACACAAAAUAAAAUGAAAGAAAGAGUAAGCUGAAGGAUUGCCCUAUCUGGAAAAAAAAUGAAAUUACUGUUUAAAGGAUGGGUCUCAGUAAUGGAGGAAAUGGGAAGUUACUAAUUUAAAGGUUGAUUCCAGUAACACUGAGAGAAGUAGGACCCAUUUUAAAUGGUACUGCAUGGAAAGACUUUUGCUAAUUGAAAGCUACAGUCAAGCACACUUUCAAGGACCAAAAGGGACUUGCUUCUGAGCCUAAAUAUAUACAUCUUAAGAUCUUGGUUUUGAGAUUGUGGGAUUUUUGUGCGGAAUAUAGUUAUAUAUUAACUGCUGUGUAGAACCAUCAUUUUAUUCUUCUUUUCUUAAAUGAAAAUAAAAAAUAUAACUUAAGUAACACAAGUUCAGUAAAUAUGUUAAUUCCAUUUACGAAAAUAAACUACAGUUACAAGUUACUAAAAAUAGAUUGUCAUGCAGAAGCUUAGCACAUAGUUAGGCCAAAAUAGUGCACUUUAAACAGAAGUUUGCAAAUCACCCAGGAAAUGCAUCCAUUCCACUCAAGAGUACAGGCAUCCCUCCUUUUACAUGGGGCUACAUUCCGGGUCCCGUGCAUGUAGGUGAAAUCGCACAACGUAGGGAGAACCCUCCAUAAAUACUUUAAAUGCCUGUUUUCCCCUGCUAUCCACCUCCCUCUCCCCUGUUCUCUCUAAUCCAGACAAAAAUAUCUAGAGUUGAAGCUCUGGAGCUUGCUGAAGGAUGUGCGGGAAAACUGCAGCAGCAGCUGCACUACCCCACACAUCAGCUGUUUGGCAGGGAAGCCGAGCAGCCUAAAUAAAGCCCCUCUGCACCCCAGGCCUGUUUGGGGCUUCUUCAGGUCUGAGGAGGGUUUCCUCAUGAGGACUCUCCAGCUCUCUUCCGUCAUUUUCUGGUAUGAUUCUAUUUCUUUCCCAGCACUGUGUGUCUGUGCGGUUGCGCACAAGUUGUGUAAAUGGAGGCAUGCCUGUAGUUAUUAUGUAUUAAUAACCUUCCACAUAUAUCCAAAGGUGAUUUAUGAAAUAUAAUAAAAACAGGUAAAAAUAGUUCCAAAGCAGUUAAAAACAACAACGGAAGAGAAGUUUCAGAACCAUAGAAAGUGGAUGUAUAUGGCAGAAACCUAUUUAGCCGCCUAGGAAAGCUUACAGAAUCAACAGUACUUAGGAAGCUGGCUGGCUUACAUAAAACCAGGACACCCCAAAAUUGUUGGGCUUCUUUUUGUGAAACCACCAAAAUUACUGACCUUUUUUUAAGGAAAACCCUAAAAUGCCAAAAAAACGUGAUUUUUCGAUUGACUUGCGUAGGAUCCAGGACAAAGUGCCACCUUUUGGAAACGCCCCCCAAACAUCAGUUCCGCCUUUGAAAUCCUGGUAAUGUCCAGCAAAAUCUGGACAUAUGGCAGUCGUAGCUUACAGGCUUUUCAGCCACGGGGUGGAGUGCAAAGGGUUUUGCUUUCGGAAAUCUGCCUAGUGGUUUCCCAUUCCCUGCGCAUGGUAAUGUAGAUGUUUUGAACCUGCCAUUUUAAUGGGGCCUUUCCUUCUUUCACAUAGGACAAUGACCCUGAUGAGGUAGCUGAGAAGGUCAGUGCUCAGAACCAGCUGGAACCAGCUAUGCGCGAGGCCCUGAGGCAGCGGGUGCAGGAGGAGCUGGAGAAACGGCGGGUGAAGCGCUGAGGGACUCGUCUGGAGGCCUGUGCUGUUUGCUAAUGCUUACCUGGGAAACACUUUCUGGGAAGGGGCCAGUGGGACAUGUCCCAUAGCUGUUGGUUUGAAGCCUUUAAGAGGGGCAGGGAAUUAGCUGAACCCUGGCACAAGGUGGGACUGGCCAUUGUAGCUUCCUCCUCCUGAGACACAGCUGAGACACUGCGCCCUGGAUGAGUGAUUUGGAGGAGCAGUAGGAGAAUCUCUUUUGCGAACAGCUUGCGUUCCCUUGGAGACCUACACAGAAAGAAGCAGACCAGUUGAAACUUGGUCAGACGUCUCCUUUAUAGCCCUGGGCAAUUGGCUCAUGACCAAACCUUCUGUCAAACCUUCUGUCUCCCCUCUCUUGGGAUUAGCCAAACUGCUGGCUGUUGUAUCUCUAGGUGUUAGGUGAAUACAGACCAAGAGGGACAUUUCAUAUUGUUGCUCAGCAAUCUUUCUGUGGGUGAAAAGUGCUUGGACCCAUGUCGUAGCAUUUGGGUGAGCACUUACUAGUUCCCUGCAAUUUGUCUGGGCAGGAGACAUAAGCAACUUUACAACUGGAAUGCCUUAGGGUGAUUGUGAUUUGACCCAGCAUCUCUCGGGUGGGACUGGCAGGUCAGUCUUCCAAGAGCAAGGGGGCUGUUGGAGUCAACAAGCCUUGUUCAGACUUAGACAUGUCCUUUCUACAGCAUAUUUUUUCUGCCUGUAGACUCUUUCCCCUCAAAAUAGGGCUGCAUAGGUUGAUUUUUAGCUUUCAAUUAUGUUGUUAGGAUAUGGGCAAUUGACUGGGUUUUAUCCAACAUUUGGCGGGAUUUUCUUGGGGCUAGGGAUGCUGUUGUGCAGUGCUCUUUUCAUCAACAAAUCUGAAAAACACGCCACAUGAUUGUUAAUAAACGCAUGCAACUUGCUGUUUCGCAUUAGUCCUUUGCUGCAGCUAAGAACAGAAUCCUGGAAUUUGUUCUAAGGGCUUUGAUCCUCCCAUGACCCUUCCUCUGGAAGGAAAAUAUAUUUCUGUCUGCCUAUGUUUCCUGAUGCA